AGAAGAGCCAAUCAUCAUCAGCCGGUCACACUGACAGCCGGUGUCAUGUUUGAGAGGGAGGAGGAGAGGAGGCACAGAGCGGAGGAGCGACUGUAGUAAGACGUUGGUGCAACAAGUGCGGAACAAAGUGCGGGUGUUGAACCCUCUCACCGGGAAAAGAGUGGGUGUUGAAUCCCCCACGACCCCCACGGGUGCGACGCCCCUGAUGACGGCACAUUUCGCCCAAAAGGUUUUCAGGGAGCAGAUGAUCUGCAGCAUCCUGGUGAUCUUCAUCCUGACCUCCUGUGUCUGUGCAGGGUCAUUUGUAGUGAAUGUGACACAGAGCUGGUAUCAGGCAGAGGAGAACCACAACAUCUCACUGGAAUGGAUGUUCCCCACCAGCACGGACCACUCCAACAACUCCCUUCAUAUCUCCUGUAAGAUGUUGACUCCUAAGAGACCCUUUGUCCUGUUUGAGCUACAUGAAGGUGUCGAGUCCCCAGAGGAUCGGGAUGAACGCUUUGCAGGACGAGUCCAGUGGGACAAAGACGUCUUUAGAGAAGGACGACUCAGACUUGACAUCUCCAGACUCCAGACUGAUGACUCUGGGCGGUACUCAUGUGAUGUGUUCACAAGUUAUGGAAAUAACUUUAAGGAAUGUCACCUCAACGUCACUGCAGUGAAGGAUCGACCAGAACCUGAGACAACCAGUGAUACCAGUCUGAGAGGAGACCCUCGGGGAAGGAUGGGCCUCUACUGUGCACUGGGACUGGGAGCAGCUCUACUGGUUGUUUUUGUUUUAUCUCUGCACUGCAAAAAAUGUUUUCAUCAGCAGAACAAACUAUCCAUCAUCCAAGGAGUCUGAGUUGUUCGGACUGACAUCCACCUGAAACACAUCUGUCUCAGGUGGCACUAUCAGCCUGAUGUACUAUAAAGUACUACCAGCCUGAGGUAUUACGAGGUACUACCUGCCUGAUGUACUACCAGGCACUACCUGCCUGAUGUACUAUUAGCCUGAUGUACUACCAGGCACUACCUGCCUGAAGUACUACCAGCCUGAAGUAUUACGAAGCACUACCAGCCUGAAGUAUUACAAAGCACUACCAGCUGAAGUAUUACGAAGCACUACCAGCCUAAUAUACUAUCAGGCACUACCAGCCUGAAGUAAUAUUAGCCUGAAGUACUAUAAAGUACUACCAGCCUGAAGUAUUACGAAGCACUACCAGCUGAAGUAUUACGAAGCACUACCAGCCUAAUAUACUAUCGGGCACUACCAGCCUGAAGUACUAUUAGCCUGAUGUAUUACGAGGCACUACCUGCCUGAUGUACUACCAGGCACUACCUGCCUGAAGUAAUAUUAGCCUGAAGUACUAUAAAGUACUACCAGCCUGAAGUAUUACGAAGCACUACCAGCUGAAGUAUUACGAAGCACUACCAGCCUAAUAUACUAUCGGGCACUACCAGCCUGAAGUACUAUUAGCCUGAUGUAUUACGAGGCACUACCUGCCUGAUGUACUACCAGGCACUACCUGCCUGAAGUAAUAUUAGCCUGAAGUACUAUAAAGUACUACCAGCCUGAAGUAUUACGAAGCACUACCAGCUGAAGUAUUACGAAGCACUACCAGCCUAAUAUACUAUCGGGCACUACCAGCCUGAAGUACUAUUAGCCUGAUGUAUUACGAGGCACUACCUGCCUGAUGUACUACCAGGCACUACCUGCCUGAAGUAAUAUUAGCCCAAAGUACUAUAAAGUACUACCAGCCUGAAGUAUUGCAAAGCACUACCAGCCUAAUGUACUAUCGGGCACUACCAGCCUGAAGUACUAUUAGCCUGAUGUAUUACGAGGCACUACCUGCCUGAUGUACUAUCAGGCACUACCUGCCUGAUGUACUAUUAGCCUGAUGUACUACCAGGCACUACCUGCCUGAAGUACUACCAGCCUGAAGUAUUACGAAGCACUACCAGCCUGAAGUAUUACAAAGCACUACCAGCUGAAGUAUUACGAAGCACUACCAGCCUAAUAUACUAUCGGGCACUACCAGCCUGAAGUACUAUUCGCCUGAUGUAUUACGAGGCACUACCUGCCUGAUGUACUAUUAGCCUGAUGUACUACCAGGCACUACCUGCCUGAUGUACCUGCCUGAUGUACUAUCAGGCACUACCUGCCUGAUGUACUAUUAGCCUGAUGUACUACCAGGCACUACCUGCCUGAAGUACUACCAGCCUGAAGUAUUACGAAGCACUACCAGCCUGAAGUAUUACGAAGCACUAGCAGCUGAAGUAUUACGAAGCACUACCAGCCUGACGUACUAUAAAGUACUACCAGCCUGAAGUAUUGCGAAGCACUACCAGCUCAAGUAUUACGAAGCACUACCAGCCUAAUAUACUAUCGGGCACUACCAGCCUGAUGUACUAUUAGCCUGAUGUACUACCAGGCACUACCUGCCUGAUGUACUAUCAGGCACUACGAGCCUGAAGUAAUAUUAGCCUGAAGUACUAUAAAGUACUACCAGCCUGAAGUAUUACGAAGCACUACCAGCCUGACGUACUAUAAAGUACUACCAGCCUGAAGUAUUACGAAGCACUACCAGCCUAAUGUACUAUCAGGCACUAAUAGCCUGAAGUACUAUUAGCCUGAUGUACUACCAGGCACUACCAGCCUGAAGUACUAUCAGGCACUACUAGCCUGAAGUACUAUUAGCCUGAAGUACUAUAAAGUACUACCAGCCUAAUGUACUACGAGGCACUACCAGCCUGAUGUACUAUCAGGCACUACCAGCCUGAAGUACUAUUAGCCUGAUGUACUACCAGGCACUACCAGUCUGAAGUAUUACAAAGUACUACCAGCCUGAUUUCCGCUGUUUGCGUCACAGAACUCACCUGGUUCUGUUUUGUUAAACAAAUAUUUUUUCGUUCACUUUGCAUGUGUAUUCAAGUGUUUUCGUUGAAAUUUUACUACUGAAAUCGGCAAUUGAAAUUAAAUAAAAUUGUAAUGUGCAAAAUUUCACUGGAAAUCCAAGAUGUAUUCAAAAUGAAGGAAAACAUGCAUAAUGAAAUUAAAUAUAUACAUACUUACAUAAGUCUGCUGUAUUUACUAAGUUUAGGUCAACAUUGGAGUUGAUCUGCAUGAUUCUUUGCGGGGAAACUCAAUUUCAAAG
Molecule: messenger RNA, 3137 nt
Organism: Pungitius pungitius (ninespine stickleback)
Lineage: Eukaryota; Metazoa; Chordata; Actinopteri; Perciformes; Gasterosteidae
Exons: 4
Coding region: 206-844 (212 amino acids)
Biological process (GO): immune response; cellular response to lipopolysaccharide; T cell costimulation
Cellular component (GO): external side of plasma membrane
Source: RefSeq, a predicted model, not a curated record